Molecule: messenger RNA, 1606 nt
Organism: Gambusia affinis (western mosquitofish)
Lineage: Eukaryota; Metazoa; Chordata; Actinopteri; Cyprinodontiformes; Poeciliidae
Gene: pold3
Product: polymerase (DNA-directed), delta 3, accessory subunit
Exons: 12
Coding region: 92-1408 (438 amino acids)
Biological process (GO): DNA synthesis involved in UV-damage excision repair; DNA strand elongation involved in DNA replication; DNA replication
Cellular component (GO): nucleus; delta DNA polymerase complex
Molecular function (GO): DNA-directed DNA polymerase activity
Source: RefSeq, a predicted model, not a curated record
GCAAUCACGUGACUGUAAGCGGAAGUAAAUAAACUGCUUUCCCGCGCAGUCAAAUAACUAUAAGCUAGGCGUUUGUGGAAGAUCCGACACAAUGGACGAGCUUUAUUUGGAUAAUAUUGAUGAAUAUGUUAACGAUCACAACAAAAUAGUAACCUAUAAAUGGCUCAGUCUGACUCUUGGAAUCCAUGUCAACACAGCUAAACAGAUGCUUUACCAUUACUUGGAGCACAAGAGGAAGGAGAGCUCACCUCAGCUCCACGCCACAUACCUCGUGUCUGGGAAACUGGAGGACAAAGGUCAAAUGUGUCACAAGGUGUCUGUUGUCAGAGAAGACCAAUUAGAAGAUUUCAAAUCCAAGAUGAGUUUGAUAGUGAGCGUUCAUGUCUACAGCGUCCAAAAAGCUUUGCUCAAAGACAGCGGCCCCCUCUACAGUGUCGACUACGAUGCUGUUAAAGACAACCUGAAGAACUGCAGCAGAUACAGCGCGAUCCGAUGUGCCGGAGCGGUGCCCAUGUCUGCCGUGGAGCUGCAGCAGGUCCAGGAAAUCCAGCGACCUCCUCCAUCGGCGCCUGAAAAUAAAAAGUCUGCCAUGAACGGGGACAACAACAUGGCCUCCAAACUAUCAAGCAAGCCACAGAAAGGCAUCAUGGGAAUGUUUGCAAAUAAAUCUGCACCCAAAAAUCAGGAUAACAGCAAAGAAGUAAAGCCUGAACCCAAAGAAGAAUCUCCUGUGCCAGAAGCUCCAAAAAACAAACCAGCAGCGAAGUCCAGUCAGAUAGCCAACUUCUUUGGAGUUCAAACAAAGAAACCAGAGAAACCUGUGGAGAAGCAGCAAGAGGCUCAGUUGGCCAUCGCAUCAGAGCAGCAGCAUCAGAGAACGACGGCGGAGGAACCUGCAGCCGUGCAGCUGCACAAAGAAACCAAAACAGAUUCCAGGAGCAAAACAAAGCGAAUGGAAGAGUCUGAUAGCGAGGAGGAGAAAAUGGAGAAAAAGAAGAGGCGAAGAAUCAAGAAACCACAACCAGACAGCAGCGAUGAAGAUGUUAUUCCAGAUUCUCCACCUCAGAUGAAAACAAGCGAGCCGAGUCCAAAAAAGGAGCCAGAGACUGUCCAACGUUCACAUACAAGCUCUGGAACCAAAAUAAGGAGGAGGAGAAAAGUCCUGAAGUCACGAACCUUUAUGGAUGAGGAAGGGUGCAUUGUAACAGAAAAAGAUUACGUGAGCGAAUCUUACUCUGAGACAGAUGAUGACUUUCAGAGCACCAAACAAGCUCCACGUAACAACAAUAAAGCAAAGCUAACGUCGAGCAGCAAAGACGACGACAAAAAGGCUCAGAAGAAAUCAUCAGCGAGCUCAAAUAAAGGAAAUAAACAAGCUUCCAUUAUGGGAUUCUUCCAAAAGAAAUGAGACAUUUCUGCUGGUUCUGAGGACCAACGUCGAACUGUUGGCAGACAUCCUACGAAGACGUUUAGAUAAACUGACUUAGUUCACUUAAAUGGACAUAGUUGAAAGGCAGAACAACAUUUCUCAACUGAACUUGAGCCUUUAAACAUCAAGUUUUUAUGACACUGCUGAUUAAUUCAAUAAACAUGGAAUUUAAACAAA